This is a messenger RNA of Aspergillus brunneoviolaceus CBS 621.78, 965 nucleotides long. RefSeq lists its product as uncharacterized. The record is from RefSeq and is a predicted model, not a curated record. The coding region runs from base 195 to 692 and encodes 165 amino acids. The transcript has a single exon. Lineage: Eukaryota; Fungi; Ascomycota; Eurotiomycetes; Eurotiales; Aspergillaceae.
ACUACGCCAAAUCUGACCUCGGUAUUCUCAGGAGCUCCAGUGGGCUUCGCUCUCCUGCAUCGUUAUCUCCUGUCUCAAUCAUAUAUUGUUCAGUGUUUAUCGUGGAAAGGACGAAUGGUCGGCUGUACUCCUCGAAAGACGAUCCCGAGGGUUCGUAACCGUGGAAGAAGUCGAUUCAUUUCUUCCCCGACAAAAUGCCGAAUAGAACUUGCGUCAGACGUCUUUGGAUAUGGUUUUCUGGACCGCAAUGUACUCAAAAGAGAAAAAACCCAGAAAACCUGCAUGUUCAGACAAGAAGGCUUCUUGUAACGAUGACCACGUCCAGAUGGAUGCACGACACCGUGUUCACUACAAGAACGAGGGAUCAUCUCAAAAACUGGCAAUGCAGACAUUGCCAUGUAAUCAGCCAUUCAUACACUUCCCUGCCUCUCCAGAGGUUCGAAAAUCAGAUCAGAUCAUUGACCUUGGCCACGCGAGUCUUCGUCAUGGCUUCAAAAAGCAGUGGAGUUAUUUUCCCCUCGGAGAUAUAUGCUGAGUACUCCAUAGAUGGCAAGCAAGGGCUUGGUGUCCUGAACAGCAAGGGGUCAGUCCUUUCUGUUUUGAUUUCGUCAUAUCUUGACCAAGGAACAGAGAGCAACUGGCGCCGAUUAACUUCAUCUUUACUCAGUAUAAUAAAUGUAAUACUGACAUAAGAGCAGUAUAUGAAUGGGAACAGCUCACAGUCUCAGGCUUGUAUCAGUGAACACAAGCCAGCCCAGAGCUGAGGAGCUCCACCUGCAUGUGGCACCUUUUUUAUGCAGUGACCGCAAUCAGUAAGCAGCAUAGUAUCUGUACCUACUUCUACCGAAAUUGACUGUUGUAAAAGCUCAUUUCAGGUGUAGUACCAGGUAGGCAUAUGAGCUCCUGUUGAUGUUUAAGUUAACUCUGCCCAGAGUCAGAGUUAAAUCAGUUCAAUUGUAUCAAAU